AUGCAUGAGCUACGCCACAGAGUCCAUAAUCUGGAACGACAACUAGCCGAUCAGGAGCACGAUCGACGGACCACAAAUCCUACUUACUCCCCGUCCCCAGAGAGCCGGGAGAGAGAUUCCCACCGGAGUCACCCCUGGCACGCCUCCGCUUCCAGAACGGAAGCGGAAAGCACUCGAGAAGACUCUCCCAUCCCGAGAAGACGAAAUGACACAAUCAUCUACUCCCGAGGCAAGCAAACGCGCCACACGGGACGAGAUCGCGAAGGCGGAGAAGGAAGGCCUGUGAGGACGCGGCAACCCGUGAUAAUGGGCGCCACCCCGUUCCAUCGGUCCAUCCUUGAGGUCCGGUUGCCGAAGCACUUCGACAAACCAACGGACAUGAGGUACGAUGGAACCCAAGACCCUCUGGAACACCUCACGGCUUUCGAGGCUAGAAUGAAUCUGGAGGGAGUAGGGGACGAGGUGAGGUGUCGGGCCUUCCCGGUCACCCUAGCCGGACCUGCGAUCCGAUGGUUUAACGGCCUCCCGCAGGGAUCCAUCUAUGGAUUUUCGGACAUCAGCCGUGCCUUCUUGGCUCAGUUCACAACACGAAUAGCAAAGGCAAAACACCCGAUUAACCUGCUCGGGAUAACCCAAAGACCCAGGGAGCUGACCAGAAAAUACCUGGAUCGCUUUAACGAUGAAUGCUUGGAAAUUGACGGCCUAACCGACUCGGUGGCCAGCCUUUGUCUGACGAACGGCCUCCUGAACGAGGACUUCCGAAAACACCUUACCACGAAACCGGUUUGGACGAUGCACGAGAUCCAAACGGUGGCUAAGGAAUACAUAAAUGACAAAGAAGUCAGCCAGGUCGUGGCCGCCAAUAAACGGCACUCCGGCUACAAUCAACCUAGGCAACAGGGUAAUGGAGAGAGACACAAAGAACAGGUUAAAGAGGGAGGACCGACCAAGGCACACAGACCGUUUCCCCGGAUCGGGAAGUUCACCAACUACACUCCACUCACUCUCCCCAUCGUGGAGGUUUACCAGCAAAUAGCCGAGAAAGGGACCUUGUCGAAGCCCCGACCACUCAAGGACUGUACGGGGGGAAACAAGAGCCUCUACUGUGACUACCACAAGGGCUAUGGACACCAAACACAGGACUGCUUUGACCUGAGGGAUGCAUUAGAGCAAGCAAUAAGAGAUGGCAAACUCUCAGAAUUCUCCCAUCUCAUACAGGAGCUGAGGAGACGGCAACGCGACCAAGACAGCGAGGAGGCCAAGACCCGAACGGCAAAGCGGCGACAAGAGCCAGAAGACAAAGACCACAGUCUCACUGUGAUAAACGUAGUAACCGCCAAAAACACCGCGCCGAGGUCUAGGUCAGCUCACAAGAAAGACGCCAAAAUCCUAGCGGUCUCCUCCGCCCCAAUGCGAAGCUCCAAGAAGCCCCCAUCCAUCUCCUUUGGUCCAGAAGACCAAUGGUUCGACGAGGCACCCGAAAACCCACCUAUGGUCAUUACGGCCAGGGUGGGAACCGGCCUCGUCAAACGAAUCCUUGUCGACACGGGGGCAGACUCAAACAUCAUGUUCCGCAAUGUGUUCGACGCUCUAGGAUUAAGGGACACCAACCUAUCAUCGCACCAACACGGGGUCAUCGGAUUAGGAGACCACUUCAUCAAGCCAGACGGAGUAAUAUCCCUACCGAUCUCUGUGGGAUAG
This is a messenger RNA of Arachis duranensis, 1701 nucleotides long. RefSeq lists its product as uncharacterized. Gene Ontology annotation, biological process: proteolysis. The record is from RefSeq and is a predicted model, not a curated record. The transcript has a single exon. Gene Ontology annotation, molecular function: aspartic-type endopeptidase activity. Lineage: Eukaryota; Viridiplantae; Streptophyta; Magnoliopsida; Fabales; Fabaceae. The coding region runs from base 1 to 1701 and encodes 566 amino acids.